AGCACUUGAUGCUGUUUGUCUGGCAUCAGGGUGACAGAAAUAAAUGUACACUUGUUCUCCUGAUGAUGGACAGCUAAACUUUUGAUUACGUUUUAGAUAUCCGCCAUUUUGAUUUCCAAAUCUGACACACUGUCGUUGUUGUCUGUUUGCUAAAGUAUAAUUCAGGCAGGGACAACUGGACCUCUAGUCGGACCAACCAGCGUGUAACGGCGGCGUAAAUGACAUUGCAACCGGGGAAGGGUAGUAGUGUCCUCAAGCUAACAACGCAGUCAUGAACAGCCAGGCAUGGGCCGCUGGGUGACCUGACAGCCAAAGUCGCAGAGUUCCUGUUCAGCUUGCAGAUGACGACUGAUAAAAUGAUGGAUGUAAGGUAAGAGACACUUGAAAUAUGUAAGCAAAUGUAAAUCCCGUGUGUGAGAUGUGUGUCUCUGUCGAGUGGUGAGGAGACUAUAACGGGAAUGAGGAGAGCACUGUCUCUCCCUGAUGUUAGCCAAGCAGCCGUUACAAACAACCGCCUGAUGGAAGCUUAUCAUUGUAACCGAUAUUUUCCACCAAGUUUCGUAACGUUAGCUACAAAACUCAGACUGCCAGCAGGAUGGGUUACAAGCUGCACGCAUGGUAGGUGAAAUGACCAAUGGUUUAGCUAUAAAAAAGCUGACAAUAUAAGAGAAGCUAGCUAAGUUAACGUGGAGAUGCGAUAACUGUAAGCUAAUUAAUGCUAACAUUAAUUCACCCCGACAUGCCCGUUACCGUGUUAUUAUCACUAAUGACCGUUUCAUGGUUACUGUUACCAGCUGAUCACAGUUAGGCCUGGUUUACAUAUAGCUGACCGUGCUAGUGAUGCUCUUUGACGUUUCUAAUACUUGCUAGCCAUGGACAGAAGAUGGUUUGUAAUACGUAGUCUGAGCCCUGAAACACCUGUUCUGUUUAACCUCAACAUGUCUCUGUUGACUUGUGGUACAGUUGCUGUAAGCCAGAAUUGAUAUGCGUCAAUUUUAUUCAUCGAUAGGACAAUUUCUGUUUUCAUUUGACAGUAUAACGAUGUGCACCGACCAGCCAUGGUAUCAUGACUGCCUUGGAAAUCUGAUGUGAUCCAAUAACAUGUAAAAUUUCAUAUUUUGUUGACAUAAUCAGACAGGUGAUUAUUGUACUUAAUAUUGAUCAAUGAAGACACAGUGGGUGGUGGUACACAGGAUUAUGUUAUUUUGAAAAUCACUCCUUAUAUAUUAUCUUAUGUUAAACACCCACUACAACUUUAACAAUUAAUUUAAAGAGCUGUUACUAUCUGUCUGACCAUGUCAACAAGAAGUGUAAAAAUUUAUAGCAGAGCUUUUGUAUCGGGUUGCGAAAGUAAUCAUAAUGCGGGUUGGUGUAAAGAUCACAUGAUCUAAUAAGUAACUGCUGACUUUGUGUAAUCCAAAUUUAUUUAUUAUCCUUUGAUUGAGUCAAACAUAGUGGAUGUGUGUCACGGUCACAAGAACCAACAGACAAACUCAUCAUGCAAAAUCUUGAUUUCUUGAUGUAUCUGUGGUCCAAGUUGAAGAUCCUUUCCUUUUGAAACCACUGUCCAAUGACAGCUGUCAAUAUCACACUCCUUGUCUACUGUUUACAUGAUUGUCAGCGAAUGUAAGACAGAGUACUUCUCUUUACAACCUACUCAAGUUUUUAAGCAAAGGGAUUUAUAAUCUACUUUAAAGCCUAGAUUCUUUUCCCACGGGGGUUAGUUUUGUCCAAUUUUAUUCUUACUCCUUUCAUUUGCCAUUGAAAGGACUGUUUGUAGGGGCCGCUUCCUUGAUGAAGAUCUUCUGCAGUAACUCGGUUAUAGAUGCAUUGCUUCCUGGCUGGUUUAAAGAGAAGUGCAAACCUCAUCCAUGCACUUAGCGUUGUCUUCGAUUCUUGUUCUUGUAUCCUGUGGUCUCAUUCCAAUGUUGCAGUCAGGUUCUCUUGGAUUUGUGUGUCUUGUGUCUACAUUUAGUGAUUUGCUGAUGCAGUCUGAUGUCCUGGCUGAGCAGUGUCAAUAAGGCAAAUGGCCUUUUAGCAAGAUCUGACUAAGGGUUGAAGUCCUUGUCUAAAAGAUAAGGUUGUGCUAAUGUACAAUUUAGAGUUUCAUCACAGGGUCAAAAAAUCGAAAUUUACAUUAAAGAUACUUUUUCAUAAUACAAAAUCAUAUCCUCUUGAUCAACAGCUAAGUGUGUGCUUGUGACGUAAGCCAUGUUUUGGAAGUUUGACCUCCACACCUCCUCUCAUCUGGAGGCUUUACUGGACAAGGAAGAUGUCACACUCAAUGAGCUCAUGGAGGAGGAGGAUGUGCUCCAGGAGUGCAAGGCCCAAAACAGGAGGUUUGUGUGUUGUCAACGUAUGAAAAUCCGAAUUGCAUCACAGUUUUAUGUAACUGCUGGUGUUGGUAUUAACUGUUGCUUCUUAUCAAUUUGUAGGCUUCUCCUGUUCCUGUGCCAGGACCAAUGUAUGCAGGAGCUGGUCCGAAUGAUUACGACAGAGCCCCCUGCUGGUGGAGAGGAGAUAAAGCGCUACAAGUAGGUGGUUGUGCAGAAAAUGCUGAUGUAGUGUACUGAAUCGGGGAUAAAUGUGUUCUGCUGCCUCUGCAAUCUCUUAUGUCUCUCACCUGCCAUUUUGUAGAAAAGACAGGAACCCCAUUGGGUACAGAACUUUUUAAAAGGGCUUUGUCAUGCAUUAAGCAAAUUAAGUGACUUUUUUGUUUUGCACCGUCCUGUUUUUUAAAGUCUACUGGGUAUUUUUGCGCCAAAGCAGAAAAAAACAAUCAAAUUGUUUUGGUAUUGCUACCAGAUGUCUUCUUUCCAUGCAUUACAGGUAUCCAAAUAUAGCAUGUGAGCUGUUGACAUGUGAUGUGGGAGUGAUCAACGAUAAGCUGGGUAAUGAGGAGCCUCUGCUGGAAACACUGUAUACCUUCCUGGAGCAGCCGUCCCCGCUUAACCCUCUCCUGGCAUCUUUCUUUAGCAAGACUAUUGGGAACCUCAUCGCACGGAAGACUGAGCAGGUUACACGCAAAAGCUCACACAGCUAAAUCAAACAGCAUACCCAAGCAAGGAUAACAACUGUGCUUGUGUGUUGCCUUGAUUUGAUUCACACAGGUGCUCACAGCAAAGUUAUUGAAAAUGCUACUCCGAUAUGAGUGCUGUAAACUUUUCACUCUCUCAAACCAACACAGAUGUUCCAGUGCACUAAGAAUCCUGCAGUUUAGGUUCUAGGUCAAUGAGGCUGUAACCAGACCAGUUGUUGUUCCAGAGAAACAUAGUUUAAAACUGUCUCUAGGCAUGAUGUACUCCAUGAAGACAUCUAUAUUCAAGAGGAAAUUUUCAACAUUUUCUUAGAUGACCUUUGUAAACUUUGCCACCCAUUUUUACAAUGAAAUGUAUUAUGUGAAGCUGGGGAAUUGUAUGACCAUAAAAUGAUUUUUUUGUGGUUAUGCAUGCAUACUUAAGAUAAUGCACAUUUGAAGAUUAUUGUUGCUAAGUGGCGCUAUAAGCCUCUCAGCAAUGCAAAGUAGAGGCUGGCUGUCUUUAAGAGACAGCCGUUUGAUACAUUCACUGAUAAUGAAGUGAUGUUUUUUCCAGUUUUAAAUUUGCAAUUGUGAAGCAAAUGAUUAUUCCACACUGGGAAAAGUACCGCAGUAAAAUUAGGCCAUUCAUAAAAACUGACAGCAUAACUUUAAGGGUAUUCUGAUUGAUCUGUGCUUGGAUGUGUAGAUUUUUUUGUUCUAAAACAUCAGUCCAGUUUAUAUGGACAAAGUUCACCUUUUCAAUUUAGGUACUUUUGGCUCUCAGUCAUUGUGUUAUCUCUCUUCUUUGUUUCGUGUAGGUUAUAAGUUUCCUUCGACGGAAGGAGGGAUUCCUUUCCUUGGUCUUGAAGCAUAUUGAUACAUCAGCCAUGAUGGAUGUGCUUCUGAGACUUAUCAGCUGUGUGGAGCCUCCACCUCUAAGGCUCGAGACACUUACUGUAUGAGUCCAAAUGACCCACAUUUCAGAUUUUUCACAUCAAACAAAUUGAUCUUUUUUUAGCUCAUUAAAAAUGUCUUUCUUCACAGUGGUUAAAUGAAGAAAAGCUGGCCCAGAGACUCAUAGAGCUCAUUCACCCUGAGAGAGAUGAAGAGGUAAACGGUUUUAAGUGACUUUGCAUUGAUCAGUUAAAUGUUUCAGUUAUAAAGUUUACUAAAACUAGCACUCACAGACUCUUGAUAGGCAGUUUACAGAGCUGAUUGUUGGGUUUGUGCAUCCACAGAGGCAGUCUAAUGCGUCUCAGACUUUGUGCGACAUCAUUCGUUUGAGCAGAGACCAGGCCAAUCAGCUUCAAGAGAUUUCACAACCUGACCCUUUGCUCACUGUGCUUGAGUCGUAAGCCAUGCAGACACUGAAAGACACAUGUUUUCCCUCUCUGAACAGAGUGCAGAGGCGAUGACUGAUUAUGUCGUGUUUCUUCAGGCAGGAGUGUGUAGAGCAGUUGUUGCAGAAUAUGUUCUCAGGGGAACGGACUGAGAGCUGUAUCGUCAACGGGAUUCAAGUUCUUCUAACAUUACUGGAAAUCAGGAGGCCUGUGUGAGUGCUUUAAGGUUUUGAUUGUAAAUUCUACUUUUGAAGGAUUGUAGGUCUAAAUGAUUUCUGAGCUUUGCUAAAGUAUUCCAAAUUAUAUUCAAGUGAUGGUUGUCAUGUUUCUUUUUUCACUAUUUUCAAAAUACUGUUUUUUUUCUGUGUUCAUGACAGGGUGGAUGGUGUAAUGGAUGCUCAGGGAUUUGAGAGGAGUUACACUGUUAACAGCAGCAUUUUGUUGGCCAUCGAACCACACCUGACACACUUCCAUCAGCUACUUCUGGAGCCACCUAAGGUAGAUAAACAAAGACAGCAUUAGUAGAUCUGCAAAAUUAGUUGUGGUAAUAAAGACUAACAUGUUAAAUACAUGUACUGAUUAGAGAUCCCCUGCAGGACGAAGGUCACCCUGAUGUCAGCGGCAGGGAUUGUAAAGAGCAUCAGAAAUACAAGAGCAAGCUCAAAAGAUGAAGAAAGAGUCCAACUAAUGUUGUGUUAGACUUUAUUGCGUUUAGAUUUCUGUCUUUCCUCUUUCAUGCUUUUAGCGGAACCCCAUGCUGACUACUCUGGGUGUGCUAGAGGAACCACUCGGUAACACACGUCUGCAUGUAGCCAGGCUGGUGGCCUCUCUGCUUUACACCAGCUCCGCAAGCCAUGCAGUUGUAGCACAGGAACUCUGUCGUCUCAACACCAUGGACUUGCUUCUGGUGAGAUUUACAAACAUGCUGCAUUGUGAGAGCAUUGUGUUAAGAGAGAGAGAGUCAGACAAUAAAAGUUACAUUUGGAAAAUCUCUGCGUUUUUUUAGGACUUGUUCUUUAAGUAUACAUGGAACAACUUCCUGCAUCUCCAAGUGGAACUCUGUGUCGCUGCCAUCCUCCGGCCCUGCGCUCAUGAAAUGAGACUUCAGCCUGGUUUGGGAUCCCAGGGAAAACUCAAGUCCAAUCAGGAGGCUUCGCAGGAGGAGGAGAUUGUGUCUGAAACCAUUUCUGAUGCUCCAGUCACCCCAGACAACUCUGCACAUAAUCUAAUGGUGACACAUGUAUGUGUUCCUGCUUGGCUUAAAGUUACGUUUGAUCUUCUAAAAAAAUCCAAGUGAUGGUUCUCAUCUGUGUUUAACACAUUAACCGUUUAACACUCGAUUUCCUCUCUGUAGUUGUUUCAGCACUGCCACCUCGUCCAGAGGAUUCUUGGGGCUUGGGAGGAAAAUGAUAAAUUACAGUAAGGAGUUUGGAAAUUACAAUUUUUAAAAAUGUAUUUUUUUUUUCAUAUUUUACUAAUAUGGCAUCCCUAAGUAUGAUACUUGUUUUGUUCAGGUUGGAAGGAGGAAUGAGAAGAGGGUACAUGGGACAUCUGACCAGGAUUGCGAACACAGUAGUCCACAACCUAGAGAAAGGCCCAGUUCACACACAGAUUAGUAGCCUAAUUUCAGGUAUGUGUAUGUGGUAGGUAUUUAUAUUCCUGUACAAAGAAAGUGAUUUGUCAUUUAACAUUGUUCUAAAUGUUGUUAAUGUGGCUGUAGAGCUGCCAGAGGACUGCAGAGGGCGCUGGGAAACCUUUGUCGACCAGACUCUGUCAGAAGUCAACAGGAAGAACACUAUAGACCUGGUAACCACUCACAUCUACAUCUAAAUUCCUGUUAUAGUUGUCUGUAAACACACAUACACACGUUAAUCUCACAUGUGGCCUGUGUGGGUUGUUCUUUUGUGUGUGUGUUCAGAUUGGCACUGGAAACCCACGCCCUUCCUCAGAGGAUGACAUGGAAAGCCCAUUCCCCAAGGAACUGACGCUUCAGCAGGUACAAAGAUUGUGAAGAGGCGCACGUACAGAUCAUACUGAGUCCUCAAGUUAGCGAAGAUGUCAAUCUAAUUGAAGUUGCUUUAUUGUGCGCCAAAGGCUUUUUCAGACUACCAGAUCCAGCAGAUGACAGCGAACUUUGUUGAUCAGUUUGGCUUCAAUGACGAGGAGUUCACGGAUCACGAUGACAGCAUUGGGUCAGUUCACUGAUAUUCAUUGAAUUUUAUUAAAUUUCCUGUCUUCUAUCAAACACACAGUUUUCUAUUAGUUUGUAAUGAUGUGAUUUCUUCUAUUUACUGUAGGGCAACGUUUGAUCGGAUUGCGGAAAUCAACAUCAACAUUGAUGCAGGCCAGGAAAGUGUGAGUAUAUUUAGAUUUUUUGAGACAAACUUUCACAUAGUUUCUCUUUUAAGUUUUAGAGCUGUAUUUUUAGAUCUGUCUCCUGGAACUUAAAAAUUACUAUAAUGAUCUUAAUAACCAUAAGGGGCCAGAAAACACAGUACAUUGUGUAAAACAAACAACCACCGCAUAUUAUUCUACAUGAUCUUCAGACAGGUUUAUCUUUGUUUAUGGUCAUUUAAAUCAAUGCUAAUGUUAAAAUUAUCAAUGAUUUAAUGUUUCCUGUUUGUCAUGCAGUAUUGCAUUAACUAACCUUUCCUUUACAGGCUAAUACGGCUGUGUUCGAGGCAUGCGCCAAGGAAAGGAUUCAGCCUUUCGAUGAUGACGAAGAGGACAUUUGGGAGGAGAAAGAGAUUAACUUUGCGGCACAAACAAAGUCCCGUAACAGGUAGACAGAUUUCACAAAUACUAUCUGCAGAUGAAAAGACUUGCUUUGUCACUCAAAUGUUUCAUUUGCUUCAAGGUUCGGUGGGUCACAAUCAUCGCAGAGCUCAGCGACCAGUAAGACUUGUGAUAGGACGGCAGCUCCAAGUACGGAGGGCCCUGUCAGAGAACAAGACUCCGACUCUGAGGAGGAAGAAGAUCCUAAAGAUCAAUUGGAUCCUUUCUCAAGCCUGGCCCAUACUGAUGCAACCAAGAGUGAGGGAUAUUCAAUUGUUUGCUCUAUAGGUUGGUGACUAAAAUAGGUCUUGAGUAGGUUUGCUGAGUAUUGUUUAUUUUUGGUGCUCCUUCUUCUCAGACACGGGCUGGAUAGCAGACUUUGGGGAGGUGAACUCACAGGCUCCUGCAGCGGGAACAGGAUUUUCAGCCUGGGACGCUUUAGACUCCCAACCAGCUGCCACAGAUACAGAGGAGAAAGGAUGGGCCAAGUUCACCGACUUUCAGCCUUUCUGCUGGUCAGUCUAGAUGUGGUAUUGUAAUGGUAGUUGUGUAUAAAUUUACAGUUGAAGUACAAAAUUGAGGCACAAUUGAUAGAACCAGUCCAGAAAAGAAAAUAUCUUUCAUGUUGAACUCUAAUGGAGACACUGACAUUUAACAUCUAAGGCUCAAAUGGAUUUGCAGCUCGAUGAUUUUUUUCUUCUGCAAAUCUAUGGACGCUACAAAGGGACUAAUCACUUGAUUUUAUGUGUGUUAUUAAUUAGCUGUACUUAAUUAUUUUAACACUUGAAUCAUUAAAUGCAUAACCUUUGUUCCAGCUCUGAAACGGGCCCCAGAUGCAGCUCUCCCGUGGACUCAGAGCUCAGCGGAUCAGACAACACCAAACCAAACCAGAACCGUAAGUUGCUGUCAUGUGGUUGUCAGAGUUAUAAUAUCAAGUGUGGACUUUCAUGAGUCGAAGCUAACAAAAUAAAUAAAUGAACACAUGGUAUAGAGUUACACAAGGUUAAUGUUGUAGUAGAACUAUAGAGUCGUGAAAUCCUGUCAUUUACUCUGGCAGCUCUCAAAAGCAGGGUCUUUCUCUCUUCUCACUUCACUCUUGGCAGCUUGUGUGUGGAGUGUGUGUGUGGCAAGAAAAGCGCCGUUAGUGGCAUCCGACUCCUCCUCCUCCAACAGUUCAGACAGUGAUGAUGAAGAAAGCAAGACAGACUCUACAACUAGUGAGACCAUCACCACAGGGGCUGGCAAGGAGACCAUCCGGCUCACAGUGGAUGCCAAAAAUGAGAGAGCAGUCUUCAGCAGGUACACAAACACAGUCGAAUGGUGUGCCUCUGCUCUGUUGUAUUCGUUACAGUGUACCCCCUCUUGUUGUACUCUGAAGUGCUUUGUAAAGCCAAUCUCCCCCUUUUACAAAGUUCUCCCCCCAGAGUGUUGCCUCCACUUUUUUCUGUUUUUCUUCUGACAUUGCCCUCCUCCUGUCUGUUCCCCUCUGUUUCACUCCCCUUUGACUCCAGAGUAUUCAGACCAGCAGUUAGACGGUAUGUUGUGCUUGAGGUCCUCUGCUCUGGAGCGUGGAAUGUUUACUUGAAGCCGUGUGAAAGAUUUGGAAAGGCCAUCAUGAGCACAGAUGUGCCACAUGUUUGUUUGUUUGGUUUGCUCGUCGAAUUUAACAGGAUGUGAUGCAGCAGUUUACUUUCGCCAUAAUUCAGACCGAGUCUAAUUCAUCCCAGAAAUAUACUAACUUGCGAUCGUUGACAACUGUGGAGAUUCUCCAGGACCUCUACUCCUACGCCAGGCUCCAUUCAUAUUCACAACAUGACACCAAACAGUACUGGUCUUCGUUGGCAUGAAACACUCCACUCAGCACUUUUAGGGUCUGUUAUCUUACUUGUUUUAGUACACCAACAUUUGAGAGCAGCGACUGACAUUUGUGCCUUAAUGACACAAAAAUCAAUGUUAACAAUAACAGUGAAAACACAUAACUCCUUAUGAUUUGUUCAAUCUUUCAGAGCACUCACUCUACUAACAGAAUGUCAGAUAGCAUGCAGUGAACAAAGGUUGCAAGCAAAGAAACAGCACUAUGUCGAGUCCCGUGUUAGCAAUGUACUAACAAGCAGUGCACCUCAAAGCAUGCCACAUUAAAACACAUAUCAGCUGUAAUUUUCCAGUAAAAACAUCAACAUUAACUUAAUAAGCCUCAGAGACCCCCCUUCAAUUUGGGUCAGUCACAUCCAGCUGAUGUUAGGAGAGUAAAUGCAAGGGUUGCUGUACGUGCUGAACAUGAUAAUAGCAAGUGUGGACAGCUUGAAAGCAGAUUAACUGGGAUGAAAUGCAACCAGAAGCAGAAAGAAGCAUCUGCAGUUUGUUCUUGAAGAUAUAUUUGUGAUGUUUUUUUUUACAGCGAUGCAGAUAAGGUGCCAGUAGAGGGACUUUCCAUCAAAGAGAAAGAGAGUGAAAAAGGAAACUCUCCCAGCCCAGCCACGGCCAGUCCAGCGACACAAUCGGCUGCUGUCACACAGUAAGUGUUUAUGUUAGUGUGUAGGUGACAGUGACGGAGCGAUGCAUACGUUGAUGUCCUAUGACAACGAGUGAAAAACCUCUCUCAGGUUUUGAAAUCUGGAUAACUCGCUUUACAUUUGAGAAAUCCUGAAACAAAACAGAAACAAGAUCAUCCAAAAUAUCAGAACUAAAUGUUGAUUACUUGAGGUUCAUUAACCACCAAGACAUUAAAUGCUUAAAUUUCCUGCUGAUGAAGAAUCUUUUCUAUAAUAAUGCUGCGCGCAAGUUACCUCGGAAGGCAGAUGUCCGAGCUGGGGUUGACGUCACACCCGAAUUACCAGCGUUUCACUUACCAAGUCAGAAGAAAGCAAAAUCUUAGGCGGAAAACAAGAUGGCUACAUCUACUAAAGUUAUUUUAGUGCUUGCCUUGUGUCCUACAAUAAAAAAUAACUUUUAUAGAUGUAGCCAUCUUGUUUCCGCCUCAGAUUUUGCUUUUUCCGACUUGGCGCUGGUAACUCGAGUGUGACGUCAUUCCCAGUUCGGACACCUGACUUCCGAGGUAACUCGAACGCAGCAUAAACACCUCCUGCAGCUGGUGUAACAUGUAACACACCUACAUCAACAUGGGCUUACAUGCCUGUAGGCUGUGGAUCAUCAUCAGAAGAGUUUUUUCCUCUUAGCUUCUGAAUAAUAUUGUAGAAAAUUUCCUUUUUUUUUACUUUACAGAGAGAUGCAGCCCUCUGCUAAUGGACCUGGCUAGUGAAUUAGCACAGAGACACACACACGCUUCAUACCCUUCAUUCAGCACACAAACACGCAACCUUCGCUUCCCGUUAGCAGCUCUCCAACACCUCUACGUGUCUAAAGAAGAAGGGGAGACCACUGAGGUUGAGGUCAAACAGCCCUUCACAGUAUGUAUGCUGGACAACACAAAACUACACGAGUAACCCUGAUCUUUCCCUACACCUUCAUGUCAUACUUACAACUUAACAGCUUCAAAGAAGAUGUGUGUUUUUAGAGAAACAUUUUGUAUUGACAAAUCCCUGAAUCCAAAUUAUGCUACAUUCAUGAACUGUAAAAAUUGUGAUUUCCCAUUAACCUCUGUAAAUGACUGUGGUAAUGAACAGACGCUGCACCCCAUGUGUCAGCUGCGGCACAUGAAGACAAAGAAAGCAACACAUUAGAGUGACCUUUUUAUUUAACGCAGCAGCAGAGUUUCAUAUUGUUGAAAAUCACAGCCCGGGGAAUUUUUCUCUCACAUCAUUUGACUGCUUAUACUUGAGUUACAGACUGCAUCCAAAUAAUCAGCCAAGAUUACAAAGCCAAGACGAUUGCAUUUUCAGCUAGCCGCCAUUUGACUUGAGCAUUUCAGUGUGCACAACCCUCAGAAUUUUUUAAUUGGUGCGAUUAAUCUGCAAGUAAAAUCAUUUGGCUUUACUCUUCCAAUCGUGCAACCUUAAUCAAUUUUCAAUCUAGACAAGAUUUGGACUUGGAUUUUGCUCUCUAUCAUGUAGAACCUAAAGGCUUUUUGUUCUUUUGGAGCAUCAUGUGUCACUUCCUCCUCAAACCUAUAUCAAAUUCAUGUUGUUUAGAGUUGCGUGUGUGUGUUUGUGUGUUUGUGUGUGUACAAGAGAAAGAGAGAGCUCUGUCAAAUAUGCAGAGUACAUUCUCAGGUCUAAAGAGAGGUAUGCAUAUACAAAGAAAGCACAGCUGUUUGACACACACACAUACAGACACACACACAUAAUCAACCAUAUACAUUUGUACACCAAACCUAUAAAUAAAUGCAAAAAAGAACAAAAAAACCCUACAGGACACGGUAAAGUGCACAUAUUACUUCAUAUCACCUUCAGAGCUGUUUAAAUGUAAUAUUGUGAAAUUUGAACCUGUAUUAGGCUGUGGCUAUUCUUGGUAAUAUGUAAACGUAAUAUUAAUGUAAACAGUAUAUAUAAACAUUAUAUCUAUUUUUGGAAUAAAUCCAAUGUAUGGAAAGGCAAUUGUUUUCCAGGUUGCAAUGUGUGUAUAACGUAUGUGUGUGAUGUACUGUUGAAAUGAGGCAAUAAUGAUGUGUGUGUUUCAGUUAAUACCCCAGCAUCAGUUCUUGUUCCUCUGCUGAAUGCUUCCUACACGGAGGUUUGGGAGUGUGUGUGUGUGUGUUUGUAAAUGUGAGUCAGUAGUUUUACAGUGUGUCUUUGUUUUCACUUGAGAGAUAAUUUUGGUUUAUUAGAACGUAUCUAUUUCUUUGUAAGUGCAGAUUUAAUCAGAGGAAAUACUGGAUAUCAGGCUUCCUUGUUAAUUAUUUAGUUUAAAGUUUAUUUCUAGGAAAAAGGUCCAGUCUCAGCUUCUCAAAUGAAAAGCUUUUUUUUAUCAUGUUUUACUUCUUUGUCAGUGUUUUUAAAAAUGUAGAUGUCAUGGGCGGUUAAAGUGAAGAACUGACCUCUUCGGCUGGAACAGUAAUGAACAUUUUGCUUUUUUUUCCUCACUGAUUAUGUCAACUUGUAGACCAUUUACCAAAUAAAAGGUACAAUCAGAUCCUAUCAGACAGAAUCAUGUAGGAUAACAGCAAAAAAAAAAAAGUUUGAAUUAAACCAAAACUAUCUUUUAAGUAUGUAAGUCAGUCAUGCUUUACUUUCUCUUUCUCCUCGUCUCUCUCUUUCUCAGGGCAGGAGUUGAUUUUAAUUGCAUAAAAAGCCUACAAAAUGAUUUACAUAGAUUGUUUGUAUUUAUUUUGAGAGCACUUUUCAAAGAAGCACUUUUGGUUUGUAUUUGGUGGUGGCGAGUGUCACCACAUUAAUCCCCCACUCAGAGAAGUGGGAACGUUUGACUUGAAUGAGUGAAUCAUGUAGAUACUUUUCGAAUAGUUUUAUCUUUAGUGUUUUCUGCCAAAGUGUGUCUUCCCGCCGGUUUAUACCUGGCUUUCAUAUCUGUGAAGUAGCCUCCUUUCUUGCAAUGGUCAUACAGGUCUAAAUUUAUGUCGAGCAGCCUUUGUUUAAUCCUCCUUUCAUGUGUGCUGAAGUCAUGAGACAGGCGGGAAGGAUGCCACGCAUCAAAGAAAGACUCAUCAAAGACUGCAGACGUUUUUAGUUCUUUCCUUCCUUCAGAGCAGUUUGAAGUGAGUAAGCGCUGGUCAGUGUCAGGGUAAGGGGAGAAAACAAACAGGGCUGCUUCUUGUCAGGUGGUGUACAGGGUCGGAUUAUAUCAUCUUGUAUUUUUGCUAAACCUCAGCUCUGCGUCUGACCCUUAUCUCUUGGUUUUGGCAUAUUUUUUUUGUGUGUGUGUGUGUGUGUGUGUGUGUUUCUCCUUCACCCUGAGAGUCUGAUGUUUGUUAGCAGAAAAGCUACAAGGAUGAUGCAACGUAAUGCACAAUAAUAGCAUGAGGUACAAUAUCGUCAUCUUUAAGUGCCAUUAUGUUUGCACAUUAUGCCCCAUUCAUCUCUGAAUGUGCUGCAUUGUCAAUGCAUAGAGAUGCUCAGAUACCGUUUUUUUUCCUUUUCCAGUACAGAUACAAGCACCUCGACUGAAAUACUGGCUGAUUCUGAGUAGCCUUUUGUUUACAUUGGCUAUUUGCCACUCUUUGCUGGCACCACACUGUUGUUUGUUUUAGAACAUAAUUAUACACCUGAAACUAUUCAAUGAAGGGCAUCUUGUUGGUUAUGAAAUCAUUUAUCAUGAGCUCAUUGACUAGGACAUUCAAAAGUACCUGAUACUACAUUUUAAGGGGCUGUUACUGAUUCUGGUAUCGGUAUCUGAACUUUAAUUGUACAGUCCACACCCAAAACUUUAGAGACAAUAGAUCACUGAAUUCUAUUGUCCGUUUCUUACACACUUAGUCAAUCUGAAAGGUUCGAUCUAUCUUGCAUCGUAGCUUAUAUUUGUGUAUGAGAUUGUGUGCAAAGGUGUGUGCGCGUGUGUGGGAGGGGGGAGUUGUGUUGAAGACAGCUGUGUUGUAAAAAAAUGCCUUUUUGUAAAGUAGACUGAUGCUGGUGUUUUUUUUUUUCAUUUAGAGAGUAAUGUGUCUGUUAUCUGUUGUCAAUUUAGCUUGUACAUUCAGAUAUGAAUCUAAUAAAUAUGUCUGAUCCAAGGAGAA
Messenger RNA from Xyrichtys novacula (pearly razorfish), 13717 nucleotides. NCBI's taxonomy places the organism in Eukaryota, Metazoa, Chordata, Actinopteri, Labriformes, Labridae. The record is from the annotation of a GenBank genome assembly.